UUUCCAGCCAUCACUCUUCAAUUCGCCAGGGGAUCGCCACAGCUUGUUCGUUCAUUAUGGCGCCGUCUUCGUCUACACCCCGUUGGCUGCUACUGCUGAGCGCUUUCCUUGCCGCCCCCGCCAUGGCAAACAGCGACAGCGACGACGACAGCGUGGACUACGUGCGAUGUACGUCCUUCGACCAGUGCUGCGAGAUGUGGGGCGAACACUCCAAGCGGUGCGAGCGCGGGCCAUGCACUAGCAAUUGGAUCAUGCGCAAGUUCUUCUCGCUCAGUAUGCCGCUCGACAGUAUCACGUUCUGGGAUAUCAUCUGCACGAUCUACAGUAUGGUGCCGUACCUGGUGCUCAUCGCCAUCAUUGUCGAGGCGUUGCUACGCUCGCGCCGCUACACGCGCGUGUUCGCUAUCCUGCUGCCGAUCAUCCUCACGGUACUCAACACUGUCAUCCUGGUGAAGAUACUGGGUGACUGCGACGAAUGUCCGCGCCCUGCAGGCUCGUGUCUCGUCAGCAACGGGCUGCCAUCGGGACACGCCACGAACGCCAUCGGCCUGUGGACCUGGGUAGUCCUCGAGACAAUCGUGGGCGUCGGAGAGCGUGUGCGUCGCUGGUCGGCCGGUCGCAAGGCCGUUGCGGUGUUUUUCGCCACGCUCGUGUUGACGCCCGUGCCCUACAGCCGCUACUACCUCGGCGACCACACGGCUCUACAGGUCGCGGUUGGAUCAGCCGACGGACUGGUGCUGGGAGUUGCCUACUUCUUCUUCAUCCGAUGGCAAGGCAUGCAUCGUGCCAUCGACGCACUCGCUCGUGUCGUGGGUCGCUACAUUAAGUUCGAGAUCAAGGACGACUUCUACCUGACCCCCAACCAGCUGACGGAGGCACCGAGGGACGACGGCACUAUUGCGGACGACAGCAGUGAAAGUGAAAACGCUGGAGCCAACCCGAGCCACACGGUGGAAAAGGAGCUCCAAACGCCUUAUGUGCAGGCGUAAUGCCCCACCUAAUACAAAUAGACAAGGUAGAAUAACGCAAAACAAGUUUCAUGUUCCAACUCCAGCCU
Phytophthora nicotianae INRA-310 is the source of this 1057-nucleotide messenger RNA. RefSeq lists its product as hypothetical. The coding region runs from base 57 to 989 and encodes 310 amino acids. Gene Ontology annotation, molecular function: sphingosine-1-phosphate phosphatase activity. The record is from RefSeq and is a predicted model, not a curated record. The transcript has a single exon. Lineage: Eukaryota; Oomycota; Peronosporomycetes; Peronosporales; Peronosporaceae.